This is a messenger RNA of Eublepharis macularius, 14717 nucleotides long. RefSeq names its product apolipoprotein B (gene APOB). Gene Ontology annotation, biological process: cholesterol transport; triglyceride mobilization; lipoprotein transport. The transcript has 29 exons. Bases 53 to 13546 code for a protein of 4497 amino acids. The record is from RefSeq and is a predicted model, not a curated record. Gene Ontology annotation, cellular component: mature chylomicron; low-density lipoprotein particle; very-low-density lipoprotein particle. Gene Ontology annotation, molecular function: low-density lipoprotein particle receptor binding; cholesterol transfer activity. NCBI's taxonomy places the organism in Eukaryota, Metazoa, Chordata, Lepidosauria, Squamata, Eublepharidae.
CCCAAAAGGAGGAGAGGAGAGGGCGCAGGAGCCACCGGGUCCCUUGCUCAACAUGGGCCCCCCACAGCUGUGGCUGCUCCUGCUGCUAAGCAGUGGUGCUUUCACGCAAGAUGACGGGUCAGAAAGUGAAAAUUCAGCUUGUUCAAAAGACACAACCAGAUUUAAACACCUUAAAAAUUAUGCCUUCAACUAUGAAGCAGAAAUAACAAGUGGAGUGUCAGGAACAGAUUCACAGACUGGCUCCAAAAUUAUCUGCAAGGUUGACCUGGAGGUCCCACAACUCUGCAAUUUCGUGAUGAAGAUAAGCCAGUGUAGCCUCCGAGAAGUGUCAGGUAUUGGCCCUGACAGAAAGGCUUUCUUAAAGAAGUCAAGGAACUCCGAUGAGUUUGCUGUUGCCAUGUCCCAGUAUGAGCUGAAAUUCAGUGUUCAAGAUGGGAAGAAGGUCCAGUUAUAUCCUGAGGAGAAUGAACCUGUACACAUACUUAACCUCAAGCGAGGCAUCAUCUCGGCUCUUAUAGUGCCAAUGGAGACAGAAGACAAUGUCCGUACACUUUCUAUGGAUACUAUAUAUGGGAAAUGUGACAGUGACAUUGAAGUAGAAUCCAGGAAAGGCAACACAGCCGCAGGAAUUACGAUCAGAAGAAACCUGAAAUCCUGCGAUAACUUCAACCCCAUCAGAAACUAUGUCAGUCCAGUUGCUCUCAUUAAAGGCUUGAAUGUGCCAUUAUCCACUUUGAUAAGCAGCAAUCAGCACUGCAAGUACAGCAUCGACGCAAAGAAAAAACAUGUUGUUGAGGCAGUCUGCUCUGAAAAACACCUGUUUCUGCCAGCAUCAUACAAAAAUCAAUAUGGCAUGAUGGCACAAGUCACGCAAACUUUGAAACUCGAAGACAACCCCAAAAUCAACCACAGAGAUAUGGAUGUUUCGGGCCUGCCGAAGAAAGGACUAUCUUUAGAGGGCACGGAGACCAAAUCUUCCAGGCAUGGUGAUGCUGUUUUGAGGGUCCUCCAGGAGCUGCAGAAACUUUCGAUCUCCGAGCAGAAUCAGAAAAGAGCUGCCCUCUUCUAUAGAUUUGUAACUGGACUGAGGGGCUUACACAAUAGUACUCUGAGUCCUCUUGUGCCAAAGUUGAUGGAAACUUCCAGUGCAGUCACAGUUCAGGCUCUGAUUCAGUGUGGUACCCCAGAGUGCUAUGGAGCUAUCCUUCAGAUACUGAGAACGGGUGGAGUUGAUCCACUUGUGGCAGAUGCUGUCACAUACAGCCUGGGGCUGCUGCCUUCUCCGUGUGCUAAAAGGAUACGAGAAAUCCUUAACAUGGCCCAGUAUAAUCCAAGCCGAGCAACUUUUUAUGCCCUGAGCCAUGCUGUCAACAGGUUCUACGAUGAGAAUCGGAUUAUAACAGAGGAAAUAAAUGAUGUUGCAAAUUUUAUGACGUCACUGAUUGGCGACAAAUGUCACGGCAAUGAUGAACUCACGUACCUGACUUUGAGGGCCAUCGGCAAUAUGGGACAAGUCAUAGAAGUCGCCAAACCUGAGGUGAAACAUUCUCUAAGAUCAUGUAUGGGAAAUAACGCUGCAUCAUCUGCAGUCCAGAAAGCAGCCAUCCAGGCACUGAGGAAAAUGACCAUCACUGAUGAGGACCAAGGGACGCUUGUUGGAAUUUUCCAGGAGGCUUCCAAUCCAGCUGAUGAACGUCUGACAGCUUAUCUCAUGCUGAUGAGAAACCCUUCCCAAAUGGACAUUUCCAAGGUUGUUAGAGCUCUUACAAAGGACAAAAAUGAACAAGUAAAAAGCUUUGUAGCAUCACACAUUGCCAACAUCUUGGAUUCUGAAGAAUUUGGCAUUGAAUCGCUAAAAGACAAAGUGCAGCAUGCUCUUAAAGGAGCCCAGGUUCCAACAGCGAAGGACUUCCAAAGAUUUUCACAAAAUUACCAGGUUUCCAAAACACUUUCGAUGCCAGGGUUAGAUCCAAUUUCAGCAACAUUGGAAGGGAAUCUGCUGUUUGAUUCUAAUAACUAUGUUCCUAAGGAAUCUAUGCUAAAAACAACUCUGCAAUUGUAUGGACUUAGGCCUGUGGAUAUUUUUGAGAUUGGCUUGGAUGGAAAAAACUUUGAGCCAACACUAGAAGCCCUAUUUGGACCGAAAGGGUUUUUCCCUGACAGCGCCAGCAAAGCUUUGUACUGGGUCGACGGCCAAGUGCCAGAGGACGUUUCCAAGGCACUCUUUGACUAUUUUGAAUACCCCAAAGAUGGAAAACGGGAUAAGGAUGUCAUGAAAGAAAUUGUGCUUAAUUUUGAGAAACUCAUCAAAGAUAUGGCUACCAGAGAAACUCCUGAAGCGACAGCCUUCCUCAGAAUUUUUGAAGAAGAGGUCGGCUACCUGAAACUCAGUGAUUUUAAGCUCUUGGGAAAUCUGGUCCUGAAAAGCUUUAAAACUUUGCAGAGCAUUCCUGAAAAGAUUGCCCAAGCCAUCUCAAAGGGGACAGGGAGAGAUUUAUUUCUCCACUACAUCUUCAUGGACAAUGAAUUUGAGCUGCCAACAGGCGCAGGAUUACAACUACAAUUCGCUUUAUCUGGAGUUGCCACCCCUGGAGCAAAACUUGAAAUGAAAAUUCUUCAAAAAAAUAUGCAAGUGGAACUCAUUGCUAAGCCAUCGGCAGCCAUUGAGUUUAUAAAUCACAUGGGUGUGAACAUCCCCGAGUUUGCUAGGAAUGGUGUUCAAAUGAACACCAAUCUAUACCACGAGUCCGGCAUCGAAGCCAAUCUUGCAGUGAGAGCUGGGCAGCUGAAGUUAAGCAUUCCUCCUCUAAAGGCUCCCAUAAAGCUCUUCAGCAUCAGCAAUGUCUUGAAUUUGGUCACCUCAACCCGAACUGAAGUGAUUCCCCCUUUGAUGAAGAACAGAGAGUCCCGAAGGUCAUGCAGUCCAUCCUUUGUUGGUCUUGCUGUCUGUACCAGUAUAGAAUAUUCCAAUGCCAGUACCACAGAAGCAGCACCCUACUUCCCUUUCACUGGAGAAGCUAGGUAUGAAAUUGAAAUACUGCCAACAGGGGAAGUAACAGAAUAUACUGCAAGUGCUAAUUAUGAAUUAAAGAAAGAAGGAAAAGAUUUGAUUGACACCUUGAAAUUCAUUGCUCAAGCAGAAGGUAUAAAAGAUUGUGAAGCCACGCUGACCUUCAGAUACAACCGAGGCAGAAGGAUUUUCACCAGUGACUUCCAGGUUCCCAGUUUCAAUAUUGAUUUUGGUACCAACUUCAGACUUACUGAUGAAUCCAGUCAGGAAAGGAACGCGUACACAUUUAUUUUAGACAUCAACAACAAGAAAAUUCCUGAAGUUACUCUUACAGGACGUCUAGGAUACACUGAUGGAAGAGAGUCAAUGGUGGGAGCCGUGAUCUCUAUUCCUCGCCUGCUGACUCAAGCUAGAACGGAAGCAUUGCUUCAACACUCAUUUAAUGGGAUAAUGCUUCAGAUCGAUUCUUCGGCCACAGCUUACGGUUCCUCCAUUUCAGAAAGAAUUGUCUUUAGAUACGACGAUGAAAAAGUUGAUGUGCAGUGGAAUUCAGGCUCCAGUGCUGCCCUGAAGAAAAUGUCAGCCAACAUACCUGUUGACUUUGGGGAUUAUUCAAAGGCUUUGCAGAAGCGUGUCAAUGAACUAUUGGAUCACAAAGUAGACUAUUCAGAUAUGACCCUCCGACAUAUUUUUUCAGGCUUAAUAGUAGCAACCAAUACCUGGCUGCAACAAGCAUCCAGGAAUGUUCCUUAUGCCCAAACUCUGCAGGAUAAAUUAAACGGACUUAAGAAGCUAAAUUUUCAGAAUCUGCCCCUUCUCACCAUUCCUGAAGAAAUUUUCUUGAACAGCGAUGGGCAGUUUAAAUACAUUUGGAACAAGGAGAGCACGACCAUUACUGUCCCACUGCCAUUUGGUGGCAGAUCAUCCUAUGACAUGAGGGUACCCAAGACUGUAACGACACCUCAGCUGGUAAUGCAGCCACUGGCAAUCAACAUGCCAUCACAAGAGUACAGGAUUCCACCAUUUACCAUCCCCAAAUCCUACACAGUCCGCGUCCCUUUGCUGGGCACUUUUGAGAUAUCUUCCAACGUGUACAGCAAUUUCUACAACUGGUCGGCCUCCUACUCCUUGGCUAACAACACAAAAGAGACAAACAGCCUGAGAACAAACUACCACAUAAGAGCGGACUCUGUUUUGGAACUACUUUCUUAUAAUAUACAAGGUCAAGGAGAAGCAAGUUAUGACCAAAACAUGUUCACCUGCACUUAUGUAAGCUCCAUGCAGCACCAACUGCUCAAUUCCAAUUUUAAAGUCAACCGGGCAAACACGUUUGGACUCACUCCCAGUACCAGAAAUACCAUUUGGCUUGAGACUUCUACUCCACUGGGUGCCCAGUUUUCCCUUUCUGCUAACGAAGACUCCAAACUCAGUAACAACUUGUUCACCGAAAAUCUAAAACUGGAAGGGCAACUGAAAGUCGCUUCAGCCUUUGCAAAAACCACAUACACACUGUCAAGCAACUUUGAUGUAAACAACUUUGUGUUGGCAGGGGAAUCAGAUUUGAAAUUUGACUCUUCCUACCUUCAGGCUAACAACAAGAUGACUGGCAGGAGAACUGAUGAUGCAUGGACUAUCACAUCAGUCUCAAAUGUACAGAAUGGAUUUCUUACUAACACCGCAUCCUUGAAGUAUGAAAACAGCCAACUGAAGUUGACGUCCGAGACAACUGGAAACCAUAGAAACUUGGCAGCUCUAAACAAGUUUGAAUUAGCCAUUGCGAAGCAAGGGGCUUCAUUUCACUCUGAGUAUCAGGCCACUUACAUACAAAACCGAUACUACACCCGGCUUUUGGGCUCCCUUAAUAGCCAAGGUCUUGAGCUGAUUGGAGAUGUGUCUGCAAAUGGCGAAAGAAACAAAGCAGCUCAUAAAUGCUCAUUAACUAUUAACCGGGACGGCCUGGCCAGCAGUGCCACCACAAACUUGCUGUUUAGCCCGCUGACACUAGAGAAUAAAAUGAAUGCCCAGGUUGGCACUGCAGGAACUACCAUGGUGAUAAACACUAUUGGACACUACGGGAAACACAAUGUAAAAUUUGACCUGGAAGGAAGAGCAGCUCUUCGGGAAAUAAUGCUUGGAAGUGCCUAUCAAAGCAGUCUUUGGGAUGUGGACAGCAAGAAUGUCUUAAAUUUCAGAGUGAAUAAAGAAGGGCUCAAGUUUUCAAAUAGCUUGAUUGGCUCAUACAAAGAAAUGAAGCUUGAACACACACACAGUCUGAACGUUGCAGGCCUGUCUUUAACUUAUGCUUCAGAUUUAGACAAUGCCAUCAGCCCAGACAAAUUUCAUAAACAUCAUUUUGACUUCCAGCUACAGCCCUACACUCUCACAGUCAACGUGAACAACAACUUCAAGUAUAGCAAUGCGGACAUAGCCAACAUUGCUCGGCUACAACUUGAGCCACUGAAGGUAAAUUUCGAUGGCAAUGUAAAAGGUGCUUAUAAAGCCGAUGAGGUGAAGCACACCUAUGCUUUCACGUAUGCGGAUCUAGCAGCAAACUUUAAGACAGAUACAGUCGCAAGCAUUCAAGGUGCAGCUCUUACCCACAGGUUUAAUCUGGAUGUAGCAGGACUCUCCUCUUCAGUCAGUAUCAACACAAACUGUGACUCAAGAUCCUUGAGAUUUUCCAAUGUAAUACGAUCUCUCGUGGCCCCAUUUACAGCUACUGUCGACAUGCAUACCAAUGGUGAUGGAAGUCUCUUGGUUAUGGGAGCUCAUACAGGACAGCUAUACAACAAAUUCCUCCUCAAAGUAGAACCUCUUGCUUUCACCUUUUCUCAUGAUUACAGGGGAGCCACCAUGCACAACUUAAAUUCGGGAAAGAAAUAUAGUACACUACUUGACAACAAAGUCAAUAUCCUUUUUACUCCAUCUGAACAAAGAAGUGCCUGGACACUAAAGAGUGAGCUGAACAAUAAUGUAUACACCCAAGAUCUUAGUGCUGUCAAUGAUGCCGGAAGGAUAGGUGUAGAAAUGCGAGGACAGACUUUGGUAGACCUUUCUGUAUUGGACUUCCCUAUUAGUGUGCCGUUUGUGAAUACUCAAAGAGUCAAUGUAAUUGACACACUGGGUCUAAGGGAAGUGGUGGCUAACCCUCAAGAAUUCAGCCUUGCUCUUUCUGUGAAUUAUGACAAGAAGACAGAUGUGCAUGUCAUCAAUCUGCCAUUUUUGGAAAAUCUGCCAGUUUUUUAUGAGAAGAUCAGGUUUUCCAUCUUAUCUGCACUGAAAUCUUUUCAGAAGACCCUGAAGAACAUCAAUAUUGAUCAGCAUGUGAGAAAAUACAGGGCAGCAUUAGAUAAGUUCCCCCAGAAAGUUAAUGACUAUGUGGAUUCAUUCAAUUUGGAAAGCAAAGUGAACAACCUAAAAGAGAAACUGGAUGCUUUCAUAAAGGAUUACGCCAUAGGAGUAGAUGACCUUCAACUUGCUUUGGAAAACGCCAAGAAUAAUCUUCAAGAAGCUUUGGCUCAGUUGCAAACUCUCCUGAUAGAAGCUGAAAGGUACAUCAGAGAGAACUACGAAGAGUAUGAUUUGAGGGGAGCUGUUGUGCAACUUAUUGAGAGAAUUGUUGAAAAAAUCAAAGUUAUUGAUAGACAAUACCAAAUCAGCACAAAAACAAUUGACACUAUUCAGCAGCUACAGACGGCCAUUUCUCAGUUUGACACCAGUAAUAUCGGAAGCAGUGCUGUAGCUUGGGUUCAGAAUAUGGAUGCUGAGUAUCAAAUCAAAGCUCGUGUGCAGGAUAAACUAGAAGAACUCAAAAGUCAGAUUGAAAGUUUUGAUGUAAAGCGUGUUGCAGAUAAUCUGAAGCAGCAGAUAGAAACAAUUGACCUCAAGCUACUUAUAGAAAAACUACAAGUGUCCUAUCCAGUUCAAAAACUGAACCAGAUUCUUGAACAAGUCAAAGACAUUCUUCUAAAUUUUAUGGAGGAUUAUGAGAUUGCUGAGAAGAUCAAUGUACUCCAAGGUAAAAUCCAUGAACUGAUGAUAAACUAUAAAGUGGAUCAGCAGGCCAAAGUUCUAUUGGACAAACUCAUAGAAGUUUCUAACCAACAUAAAGUCAAAGAAACAGUUCAGAAAUUAACCCUUACAUUGAGAAAACUUGACAUAAAAUUAUUCUUCAAUCAAAUCGUGAAAUGGAUUGAUGAUGCUGUCAAACAGCUCCAAACAUUUGAUUACAAAAAUCUGGUGGACGAAGUCAACAAAUUUCUCGAUGGCGUUAUAAAGAAGCUGAGGCAUUUCGAUUAUAACAACUUUGUAGAUGAAACAAACAACAAAAUCCGGGAACUGACAAACAAGAUCAAUGAGGAAAUCAGAACCUUAGAACUGCCACAGAAAGUGGAAGCAGCAAAACAGUAUAUCAGAGAUGUUACUGUUGUGGUUUUACAGUAUGCAGAGAAAUUGAAAGAAACUAGACUUGCAAUAAUAGGUGACUGGUUCAAGGAUCUCCUAAGCUCUACAGCAUUACAGGAGCUUAAAACUAAGAUGGAUGAUUAUCUGGCAGAUUUCCGUGAUAGAAUUUAUCAAAUGGAUGUCCCAAAGGAAUGCCAGAGGUAUCUCGAGAAGGCAAGCCAAUUGUACAAUACAAUAGUCACCUACAUAAUUCAUCAAUGGCAAGCUGCCUCAGAUAAGAUUACCCAUUUGGCUGAAAAAUAUAACAUUAAAAAUAUGGCUGAUAAUUUGAACCAGUUUGUUGAAUCUGGUUUUAUGGUCCCUGAAAUCAGAACAGGGAUAAUCAACAUACCUGCCUUCGAAGUCAGCCUCCGAGCCCUACGGGAAGCAACAUUUCACACACCAGGUUUUAUGGUUCCACUAACUGACCUACGUGUUCCCUCAUAUCAGAUAAACUUCAAGAAGUUGAAGGAAAUCAGAAUUCCAAUCAGAUUUACUACUCCUGAAUUUACCAUAUUAAAUGCCUUUAAGAUUCCUUCUUAUACUAUUGAUUUGAAUGAAAUCAAAGUGAAGAUUGUGAAGAUGAUAGAUCAGAUUAUUUCAAGUGACUUUCAGCUGCCAGAAGCUGGUGUAUAUUUCAAAGAUCUAAGGAUGAAAGACAUGCCCUUUUCUGAUUUUUCUUUCCCGGAAAUGAAUUUGCCUGAGCUACAAGUACCUGAAUUUGUGAUCCCAAAGCUAAAUCUCAAUGAAUUCCAGUUCCCAGAGAUACAGAUACCAGAAUUCCAGCUGCCACGUAUUCCACACACUGUGACUGUCCCAGUAUUUGGCCAUCUGUCUGGUACUUUCAAAGCAGUCUCUCCCUUCAUUACAUUGAAUACUAAAGCUGACUUACAAAAUAUUACAGUUUUUGCCCACAGCCCAGAAUUUGUGGCCUCUGCCUCAGCUACAGCAACAUCCAAAUUCAACUAUCUCGAUUUCAGCAUCACGGCAGACGCUCGGCUCUCAGCUCCUGAGAUGAAACAGCUAAUGUUAAAAGAGACUUUGAAGGUCUCCCACUUGUAUCUGAAAGCUGAUCAUAAUGGUGAAAUGAUAUUUUUGAGGACUUCUGCUCAAGGUAAUACUGAAACAACAGUGGGCCUGCACAUCUCCCAAAAUACUGUCGAUCUGCACAACAAGUUAACAAUCAGCCUGCAAAAGAAGAUUUCCAUGGAGAGCCAAUCAAGAUACACACACAGGUUAAAUAUUCCUAAUGCCUAUUUCACCAGCCAAGCUGUACUAAGCAAUGAAAUAAAAACAGAAUUAGAAGCAGGACGGAUAAUAGUUACUUCUACUGGUAACGGUAAUUGGAAAUGGAAUUCUCUUGAUUACUCUGAUGAAGGAACCCAUGAUUCAAGUGUCAGCUUCACCGUAGGAGGCCCUGUAGCUGCACUUGUAGCUGAAAACAGAGUGAAUGAUAAGUACUUGAAAGUCAAUCAAAGACUGAGGUAUGAGUACAGCUUACCAAGUUUUGCAAGCCUUCAGGUUGCAUCUACAGUGGAAUCUCCACAACUAGGACUUAGUAUCUUAAAUGUACAAGGCACAGGAGAUCUUGCAAAGAUGAAAACAGAACUCAGUGGCACACACAAUCUGAGACUGAAUGGCCGCGUCUCUGGAACUGUAAACAACAACGUAGCCUUCUUGGUGCAGCCCUUUGAAAUUAGACUAUCAACAGUAAAUGAAGGGAAUGUAAAAGUUAGCUUCCCACUAACACUAGUUGGCAAAAUUGACUUCCGGAAUAACUAUGGCCUGCUGCUGAGUCCUUCUGGUCAACAAGUCAGCUGGGUAGCUGACGGUAGAUUUAACCACUACAGAUACGCCCAUAACAUCUCUGCAGGUAACAAUGAAGACAGUGUAGAAGCGUCCGUGUCCAUGAGUGGCGAUGCUAACUUGGACUUCCUUAAUGUCGCUGUCUCCAUUCCUGAAAUCUCUGUUCCCUAUAUUGAUGUUAGGACACCUCGAGUAGUAAGAUAUUCACUGUGGGAAGAAACAGGCUUGAAGAAUUUGCUGAAGACCACAAAACAAUCAUUUGAUUUAAACCUGAAAGCUCAGUACAAAAAGAACAAGGAUAGGCACUCAUUUGCAAUUCCUUUAGAUGGAGUACAGCGAGCUCUCCAGCAGUACAUUGCAACCUUCAACAAACAUUUUGAGAGAGGUAGGGACGAUGCUUUGGCUUUCCUUACUGAUUCAUAUAACCAAGCCAGGACAAAGUUCGACCAGUACAAAGUGGAUACUUCCAUCGACAGUCGUCCACGAACCUUCAGGAUCCCAGGGUACAUUAUUCCAUAUGUAAACAUUGAAGUCUCUCCUUUUACAGCUGAGAUCCCAGCUUUUGGCUAUGUGAUCCCAAAAGAAAUGAGUACCCCAAGUUUUACUAUGCCACUUGUUGGAUUCUCAGUGCCAUCGUAUACGUUAGUCCUCCCAUCACUAGAGCUACCUGUCCUACAUAUCCCACAAGGCCUGCGGACACUUAAGCUUCCCAGCUACCGAGCACACAAGCCAUUCAACAGAAUUGACAUUCCUGCCUUGGGAAACAUAACUUACGAUUUUUCAUUUAAAUCCAGUGUUAUUACCCUGAACACCAAUGCUGGGUUUUUCAAUCAAUCUGAUCUCAUCAUCGCUCGCUUGAGUUCAUCAUCUACUUCCGUGAUAGAGGCGCUACAGUAUAAAUUGGAUGGGACAACCAGUCUCACACGGCAAAGGGGGUUGAAGCUUGCAACGGCAUUAUCCAUGAACAAUAAAUUUAUACAAGGAAACCAUGACAGCACAAUCAGUUUUGUAAGGAGAAACAUAGAAGCUGCAGUGACGACGACAACAAAAAUUAACACACCAAGCUUAAAAUUGAAUUUUGGGCAGGAGCUUAAGGGAAACACUAAAUCUAAGCCUACUAUCUCUUCAGCUAUUAAUGUAAAUUAUGUUUUUGAUAUGCCUACCAUUGGCACUAAUGCUAAAGGAGCAAUUGACAACAAGUUCACCGCAGAAAGCAUGACAUCCGACUUUUCUAUAGAAACUUCAACCAAUGGAUUCAUUGAUGGAGUAUUUCACAAGGUAAAAACAUUUUCUGGAAAGUUGCUUCUGGAAGCAAAUGCUUUCUUAAAUGCUAACGGUGUUCGCUCAGGUGGCAAGCUUGAGUCUAACUCUAAAAUGGAUGGAAUCUGGAAUCUUAAUGUCAACAAUAAUAUUGCUGUUGAAGCAUCUGCCCGUCGUUUUUACAUAGUACUGGACAACAGCAAAGAAUACUCUCUACAUUAUCUUCCUGUAUUUGAACUGAAUGGAAAGGACGGUUGCAAACUAACUUCAGAAGUAACUCCUGAGAGUAUGUCAACAAUCAUUCAAACAGAUAUUUCCCAGAUAAAUAAUAUCCUUCCUCAGACAGCAGUUAAUCAAGUUCUUUUAAUAACUGUCAGUUCUGAAUUUCAGAAAAUUGGUUGGGAGGGUGAAGGCCAAGUUCUCCGUCUCAUGCUUGGACAUGACUUGCAGUUAGCAAAUGACAAAACAGAAGCUCGAUUUGAUCUUUCUGGGUUUUUGGGAGGACAUGUGGAUUUCCUGAAACGUAUCAUGCUGCCAGUUUAUGACAGGAGUUUAUGGGAUAUCUUGGAAUUAGAUGUCACCACUAGAGCUGAAGAGAAGCAAUACCUAAAUGCAUCAACUGCCAUAAUAUACACAAAAGAUGAAGAGGGAUAUUUUUUCCCGAUAAAUGUGAAUAGAUGGGCAGAUGGAUAUACGCUUACAAUUCCAGAAAUAGUUGUAAAUUUGAAUGCUGUUGUGAACAAGAUAGCUGAUUUUGAUCUGCCAACAAUUGCGAUUCCUGAGCAGGGGAUUGAAAUCCCAUCUUUCAAAGGUUUUUUGCCGGCUGGAAUUUACUUUCCCAGAUUCAGAGCUUUGAGUAGUAAUUUCAGAGUUGCUUCACCAGUGUACAGCUCCACCUGGAACUUGUGCUUCAAAAACAAAGAAGGCUCUUUCGAACAGUCCAUUGAUUUCUCUGCUAAUUCACCUCUGCAGUUUCUGGAGUAUGACCUAGAUGCUUUGACCACCUACACUUAUGAAAACGGCACCUACAUUGAAGUGACUCAAGGCACUUUGUCACAUAGAGAUCUGAGCGCGGAAUAUAAAUUCGUUUAUAGAAUGCCAGGAUUCAGCAUCCCUCACUACACAGCGUCCGUGGACAUCACCAGCCCAACAUUCACUGAUGCCCAAGUGCGGUUCGAAGGACAGAGCGCUGGAAUUUAUUCUUCAGUAGCUUCCUCUUCCGCUGGGACCCUCGGAUUUGUUAUCAGCAGAGACUCUGACACCAUCAAGGGAAAACUUUUCUACCGAACUCAGCCUGACCCUCUGAACGAUGUUGACAUUGUUAAAAGUGAGAUAUCAUUCAAAAACCCGGAUCUGAUUCAACUCAAAGCCAACUGGAAAGAGGAUGCUGCCACAGACUUGCUCCUCAGCCUAAAAGAGAAAGUACCUAAAAUGGCUGAUGCCAUGUACAAGAGCGUUAAUAAGUAUCAUCGCCAGCAUAUGGGAAUGGACAUCAACACUGCUGCUUUAAAGCUGAAGGAGAAACUGAAAAAUAAUGCUGACAAGGCUUACAGAGGAAGUUUAAGAAGUAUCAAUGAACUUGAACACAGGCUUCAAGAAGUCACUGAUCAAGCCACUGGGAAGUAUGAAGAUAUAAGGAUAAAAACCAUAAAGCUGUAUCAAGAAGCAGCAGAUCAAGCUGUUCAGUUGGACUAUGACCGAAUAAGAACCACCGUUUUUGAUACCAUAAUGAAUUUAAUACAGGAAUACCAGAAAAGGGUGAAGCGUCUUAUUGACUCUGCUAUUGAAUUCUUGAAGGAAACAAAGUUCCAGAUGCCAGGGCUGGCCAAGAAGCACACUGGGGAAGAACUCUAUAUGAUGGCCACUGCAAAAUUAGCAGAAGUUACCGACCUCUGCAUUUCAAUGGUGCAAGAGCAAUUUGAUGCUUUUAUUAAGUAUGUCAAUGAGCUAGAGGUUACAAUUCCUACCUCCAGCAAAAUAAUCAGAGGUAGUAAUAUACUUAAUGAAAUUAAAAUAUUUCUAACACACAUACAAAAGAAAGCCAGUCAGAUAUUUGUCGGACUCCGAGAGAUCGAUUUUGCAGAAAAGUUGAGAGAGCUGAAAGAAUUAGUUCAACAAAUCUUCCAAAAGGCAGAAGAGCUUCUCAGAAAUUUACAGUCCCAAAAUUAUGAAUAUAUAAUCGCCCAGGCAAAAUUAUUAUCCACAAACGCCUUAGAAAAGCUGAAGAGCUUUGCAGAGGAUGUAAAAUACUUGCUUCCUCGCUACGUUAACAUUCUCCAGAAUGACUUGCAGAGCAUUAUCUCAAAGCUUGAAGAAUAUCUGCAAUAUGUGAGGGACCUGCGGCAGGAAUAUUUCGACCCAAAUGUAGCUGGAUGGUCUGUCAAAUACUAUGAAGCGGAGGACAAGGUGAUUGCUUGGCUGAAGAGUCUUGCCAAUGCUGUAUUGGAGUGGAAUGCCAAAUAUAUCGGAGACGCUGCUGAGUUUGUGUCACACGUCACAGAUCAAGUGCAAGAAUUUGUGGCGAACCAUGGAGAUGUCACCAAGCUCUCAAAAUCUGCUCGUGACAAUAUCCAGUAUUGGGCAGAGUCUGCUAAGAGAAGUGCUGUUGAGCAAAACCAGGAGGUCAAAGCAAAGCUGCAGGAGGCCUAUGAGAACUUUAGCGAGUCCUAUGAAAGAUUGAUCGCUGAAACCACAAAAUUGAUUGACCUGGUGAUAGAAAAUUACACCGCGUUCCUCCAGUACCUCAAAGAGCUUCUUGACCAGUUUGAGCAAGCGACAACUGAUACGCUGAGGCCAUACAUACUUGUUCGGCAAGGAGAGCUUAGAAUUGACAUCCCAAAGCCCUUCGAUUUUCUGUCCGCUUAUCAGCCACCCCAGUUUAGUGAGGAAGAGUUCAGAAAAAAGGUAGAAUUAGCACACAAACUGAUUCAACAAGGCAUUGAUCAAAGUAGCAAGAAAUGGGAGGAACUGCAGAGAUUCCUUGAUCAACAAAUUGUUGCCAAUCCACAGAGGAAGGAAAAUGUAUAGAGACAUGUCCAACCUUGAUCAGACAAAGAAAGUAAAGAUCGUGCAGGUUCUUAUCUUGCCACACUUAAAGCCAACAGCAAUUGUCCGUUUCUAGGGGGGAACAUCAAGAAGUUAUGCUCUGAAUUGGUGUUUGUAAAUGAAAACCAAUAGUAAUCUGCAGGUUAGCUUAAUGCUCUACAAAAGCCAAUAAAUGAAUUCUUUAUGACAUUCCAGUGUCCUUUAUUAAAAAAACAGUUUUCUUUUAGGUCAUAGAUUGUGAUGCAGUGUUCUUACCUGUGGAAGGUCUGAGCUGUGGCUAGAUUCAAAGGACAGAAAGCCUGUUCCUUGUGAUGCAAUAUAUUUUGUAAAAUGUCUCAGUGCAAGGUGAGAACUAUAUGGAUUCAGAAGUAGCCUAUAACAUAAAGGUCAUCUUAGAGCCUGUGAAGGAAUGUCUGUGGAUUAUAAAUAAUUUUUGAAUGGACACAGUAAUAAGUAUAGCCACAUCCUUAGGCAUUGAGUUAUGAGGGGAAUAGGUUAGAGGGUAAGAGCUGGGUGGGAAUCUGUAUACUCUAUAAACCAAAAAAAAAUCACAAGAACAAAGUUAUUAAAACAGAAUGCUGCUUUUUCAGCCUGAAAUUAGUCUUUAGCCAAAAUAAACCAAAGAUCAACCAUUUCAUUUUCUUUCUCAAAAAAGUCAGUAUUUUAUGACUUUCUCAACAGUUUCCUCCUCCUUUUACCUGUCACUGUCAAAUGUUUCCUCUUGAUCCAAUCCAAAGUCAAGCGCUGCCUUAGGCCAAGGUCGUCUGUCUUUUGCUGAAGUAUUCCCCUCUGCCGUUGUGUUUCCUUCACAGGUGUUGGGUGGCUGGGCGGGAUGUUGAACAAGUGCAAUGCCUCUUGCUAUUGGAGGAACAUAGCAAGAGAAUAUACCCCUUUCCAACCUUUUCUCUUCUGCUCAACUAUGAAGUCACAGGAGCUCAUCUUGGGCCAGCUGUUGGCAAUCUUGCAGAAGGCCCCGAUUUAGAUUGAUAUUUAAUCUUUGUAUCUGAAAGCAAAAUAUCUGGGCCUACUAAUUUAUUUUGUUUUAUAUUUCACUGUUCGGAUGCUCUGUACAUAUUAGGGAAAGGACCUGGAAGGUUCAAAGUAACGAGUGUUCCCCAUGUCUUUAUCAAAAUAAACACUUUUUGCAAUGUCA